GGAUUUUCAAAAAGCUAAUAUUGUCAAUAUGCUACCUAUGAUAGAAAUCUAGUCACAAACGAUAGAAUCUUUGUAGCUGAACUCGGACGGGAAGACCAUCAAGGAGAUGAAGAAAAGGCCUUUCUCAGUCGUCUGUGAUGCUCAUCUCCGCCAAAAAUCAGGGGCAGGAGGUACUGCUACUCUUUCAUUUCUUUCUCCAAGAAACUCCACCCUUAUUCAAAACCCACAAUCAGCUUCUAGUUCUGCUGCUUCUCAUGCCUAUAGUACUGGUAGUACAGUUAGUAAUCAUCACCCUAAAUCUGACAAUAGUGUUCGUUCCGGGUCUUGGGGAUUGAGGAGGAAUAUCGAUAGUAUCAGCAAUCUUGAUGAAGCUCUGGGCUUUUACAAGCAGAUGGCUCGGAUGAGACCUCUGCCUAGUGUUGCUCAUUUCAAUAGACUGCUGGGUCGUAUUGUUAAGAUGAAGCAAUAUUUGGUGGUUCUUUCUCUUUACAGAGAUGUGGCCGAGUUAGGAUGCAUUUCGCUUAAUGAAUACACGCUAAGUAUUGUGAUUAAUUGUUACUGCUUCUUGGGUAGAGUGGAUUUUGGAUUUUCUAUAUUGGGUGGCUUCUUCAAGCGAGGUAUUUUGCCCAAUACGGCCACCUUUAAUACUCUGCUUAAAGGACUCUUUUGGGAACACAAAAUUCACGAGGCACAAGGAUUGUUCAAGAAAAUAAUAUAUGAAAAGCUAUGCGUACCCAGCAAAAUUACGUAUGGGACCAUCAUAGAUGGGCUUUCUAAGGCUGGGAACACUAGCAUGGCCAUUCAAGUCCUUAGAUUCAUGGAAAAACGAGGAAGGUGCAGGCCUGAUACAGCUGCUUACAGCACUAUUAUCGAUGGGUUGUGCAAGGAUAAAAUGAUGGAUCAAGCUCUCUCCCUUCUACACGAGAUGAUUGAGAAAGGAAUUGCCCCGGAUGUCAUCACUUACAAUUGUUUGGUCCAGGGUCUGUGCAAUUUAAGUAAAUGGAAGGACGUUGAAAAGCUCUUGACUGAGAUGAAGGCUUAUAAUAUUGCUCCUGAUGUUAUUACUUUUAGUAUUCUUAUUGAUGCACUAUGUAAGGAAGGACAGUUAGAAGGUGCAGAGCAGGUUUUAACUGCCAUGAUUCAGCAAAAUCAGAAUCCUACUGCAGUCACUUAUAAUGCAUUGAUGGAUGGAUACUGUUUACAGGGCCGAAUGGGUGAGGCAAGGAGAGUUUUUGAUAAAAUGGCUGCUAGUGGCCUUAGUCCUGAUGUUCAAAGCCAUAAUAUAUUGAUCCAUGGCUAUAUGAAGAAAAUGAAAGUGGAAGCAGCCAUGAAUCUCUUCCAAGAGAUCCGACAUAAAGGGUUAACGCCGAAUGUUGUUACCUAUACCACUGUCCUGCAGGGUUUAUUUAGUGUUGGGAGGUAUCUUACAGCAAUCAAAGCUUUCGACGAGAUGCGAGCUGCUGGCUUAAAACCUAAUUUUCACACUUACUGUGUGUUGUUAAAUGGUUUAUGCAAGAAUUCACAUGCUGAGGAAGCACUUCAAUUUUUGCACAAAAUGGAAGUUGUGGAGUAGAUUCUCAGAUAACAAUGUACAGCAUCGUCCUUGAUGGAUUGUGCAAAUGUGGGAAGCUUGACAGCGCCCGGCAUCUUUUCUAUAGUCUCUCUUCUAAAGGAUUGGAUCCUAAUGUUACAACUUAUAACACGGUGAUAAAUAGCCUCUUUUCAGAAGGAUUACUACAGGAAGCCAAAGUGUUUAUUAAGAAAAUGGAAGAAAAUGGUUGCACUCCA
Messenger RNA from Coffea arabica (coffee), 1788 nucleotides. Lineage: Eukaryota; Viridiplantae; Streptophyta; Magnoliopsida; Gentianales; Rubiaceae. The record is from RefSeq and is a predicted model, not a curated record.